UUGACCUUAGUGCCGUCAUUAUUAAAAGUACAAAAUGCAUAGCAGUACGUGCAACUUAAAAACAGCUCAACUCUCAACUUAACCUGACCGAAAACCUGACCGGAGACGAUGAGUAAUCAACCGUUAAACACUCUCCGGCCAAACGAAACCCUAGAACUCGAAAGCGGAUUAUCUCUAAUCCCUCGAAUUAAACUCCUCUUAACAAUCUACCGUGCCGACAAAUCCGUUUCUCCAAUCGAUGAAUGGAAAUUCAAGCGAUCACUAAUCGAUUACAUAAAAUCCACAUUCUCGAUUUCCAUCCCUGAAGAAGACCUCGAAAUCCGUAAAUUCAAAGACCUCAACAAACGCAAGCGCGUGGAACCUGUAGCGCGUGGUCGCCUUUUUGUUCACGACUUAGGGUUUCUAUCUAAGGUGAUUGGUGAAACUGAAACUGUGGAUGAUGUGGAUAUAGCUGAUAAGAAGUUUCUAGAAUGGAGGAGGGGCUUUGUGGAGAAAUUGGAUGGGAUUGAGUUGAAUUUGGAAGGUGUGAAGUUUAAGUUGAAUGUGGAAGUGCCAGUAAGUGAUGAUUUUGAAGGAAUGAAGAAGGAGUGGGAAGAGAUUAUUGCUUUUGGUGCUCGUGGAUAUCAGAGGAGUGGAAGGAUGCAGCCAGAUACGAUCAUCUUGAAAGGUAUGCCAUCACGAUGGUUUGCAGAGACGAGGGUCUCUUCUAAGCCCUCAAUGUUGGUUACUCACACAAUUAUUUCUGCGCUUGGAAAGAUAAGGAAUCUUCAUGUUGCUGAGGACAAUGGUAUAGGUGACGAUGCAGAUGAAGGAGACAUAGUUUCUGGUCUUCAUUGUAAGAUUGUAGUGCGGUUUGAGUCGCACAAGGACUUCUUUGACGCCUUGAAGGUUUUGUGUGGUCGCUCAUUACAGAAGCAAGGAUCACGCCUCAGAGCUGAUUAUGACGUGACUUGGGAUAAGGAUGGAUUCUUCCAAGAUGCUAGACAUCAAAUAGAAGAAAGAAAGAGAAUGCCAGGAAGAGGAGUAGAAGAAAGAGAUGAAGGUCAUAGGCAGCGCUCGCGAGUCUCUCAAUUUAGUUCUGAGGAAGGACGGCGAAAGAGAUUCAAGGUCUAAAGGACACACUUUUUGAUACUUCUCCUUCAAUUCUUAUUUGUGACUACAGCAACUGUGAUUAUUAAUUGUCUAUCUCUUGCUUCUUUCCAAAUGUGGCAGAAGUGAAAAAGUAAUUAAAGUUGCACUUCAAUUAGGGAGGAGAUUAAAUUGAAUAAACUUCUUGUUGAAUUGCAGGAAUAGGGCAGGAGCGUUUUUGUUUAUCACCUUUGGAGAGUUCCCCCAAUCAAGCAGAGACCUGAAGAUGAUAUGUAAUUUUUAAAGGGUCGAGAAAUGAUAAAUUAUCUGAUUCUGUUAUGUGGCUCCAUUUUAUCAGGUAUAUGUUCCUUCUACAGAGCCCAAUCUGUACCUUCUUCUUUUUAAAA
Messenger RNA from Lycium ferocissimum, 1475 nucleotides. RefSeq lists its product as uncharacterized. The record is from RefSeq and is a predicted model, not a curated record. The transcript has 5 exons. NCBI's taxonomy places the organism in Eukaryota, Viridiplantae, Streptophyta, Magnoliopsida, Solanales, Solanaceae. The coding region runs from base 109 to 1113 and encodes 334 amino acids.